Haplochromis burtoni (Burton's mouthbrooder) is the source of this 1915-nucleotide messenger RNA. RefSeq names its product fibrinogen C domain containing 1b (gene fibcd1b). The record is from RefSeq and is a predicted model, not a curated record. NCBI's taxonomy places the organism in Eukaryota, Metazoa, Chordata, Actinopteri, Cichliformes, Cichlidae.
GUUUGCGCUGAGGUGGAAGUGAAGCAGUAGGCGGUGAGGCGGUGGCACAUCUAUCGAGGGCAGGGCGGUACUGGGGAGGAACGUUGCCCUGGAGCGCGCCGCACGUACCGAAGGGACGCGCUGAUUGACAGUCGGAGGCACGGAGCGCCCCGUGCGGAGCUCGCAAGCGGAGCACGCUAAUCUCACCGCAACACGUCUUGUCAACGGCAUUGUGUGAAAUUCCCAGAUAGAUCAGCCUGGCGCAGAAAAGAAAAAGAGCAAGAGUAUCCGUCCAGCGGCUCCGUUAUUGGAGGGUUUCUGGAGAAGUGGAAAGGACGCGGCGGCUCUGCAACUCUCUCCCCAUCUUCUCUCUACCUGUUCAGUGAUAAGUGGAAACAGUCUUGGCCAACCUGGCGCCUCAAAGUGUCCGGAUAACGGGAGUGGGUGGACGCAAAGGUCAGAAUGCACCAAGCAAUCUGAGCGAACAAAGAUUUUUGUCGAUUUCUUUUUGUGGACUAAAAGGACUGCGCUUGGUGCUUGAUCAAGAUAAAUUUUUGGGGGGAGAGGUUGCUCUUUUUUAAAAAAAAAAAUGUUAAAUGCAGAAUAAUCGCGUUUGUGAAUCUGUUUUUGAUUUCCAGGAGAUUGUAAUAGAAGAAAACUCUUUCUAAUUGGAAUAUUGGAUACGGAAGCAGGAAAGUCUGGAGGAAUUUAGUCUAAGUUCCCUUGGUGCGUAAUGUGUGCAAGUGCCGCAUAAGUACUUUUGCCUUGUCCGUUUUUCUACGUCCAGUACCCCCAUUUUUCUUUCUCAUGGAGUAGGCUGAAUCGCAGGUAAAGACUUAAAAAGAGUGGGCUUAUUCCCUGCCGCCCCGAAACACAGGCGGAUUCGAUGCGCCGAUUCUUCGUGUGAUGGUAAAUGACCGAUGGGGAAUCAUGAACAGCUCUUCUGAACUCGAAGAUGGAACUCGGCAUAAAAACCAGACGUUCUGUGAAUGUGUGCCCAGCUCCUCUCAACUCAAACAUCGCUGGUCAGAUUCAGAAACAGCCAGGGAGACCCCAGCUAAGAGGAUGAGCUGCAGCUACCUGCUCUGCACUAUCCUUCUCUUCGUGGCUGUAUUGCUGGCUGUCACUGUAACUGGCACCAUCCUUUUCAUGAAUCACUAUCAGGCUCCACCCAUGUCUGAUGGCCUACCCCACAUUUCUACCAACCAGGAUGAAGCCAAUGCCCUGGUCACUGUUGAGAGAGGCGAUGGCUCUCGCAUUAACAUCUUCAUUGACCCCAACUGUCCGGAUUACAACAGUAACUUUAUGCGACUGGAGGGUGUGCAGACCUCAUUGCUCCACUCACUGACCGACCACGACUCCGACUUGAAGUCUGUGAAAGGACAGGAUCGGGCUCUGCUUGUCAGUCUGGCUGAGGAGGUGGCCAAGCUGUCAGCCCACGCAGGCCAACUGAAAAUGGACUAUGAAUCUCUACGCAGGGGGCAGAGCAGCCUCGGGCAAGACCUUAACACACUGCAAACGGAACAGGGACGCCUCAUACAGCUGCUGUCAGACAGCCAGAUCAACAUGGUGAAGGUAGUGAACUCGGUUAGUGAUGCUCUUAAUGCCAUGCAGAAGGAGAAUGUGGGUCUGAAGGCACGUGUCAAGGCUGACUUACAAAGGGCACCAGUCAGAGGUGCCCGCUUCAAGGGCUGCUCCAACGGCUCACGUCCCCGUGACUGUGGUGAUCUGUACGCCAGUGGACAGAGAGAAGAUGGCAUCUAUUCUGUGUUUCCUAUUCACCACCCUUCAGGCUUCCAGGUCUACUGUGACAUGACGACAGACGGUGGAGGCUGGACGGUGAUUCAGCGCAGGGAGGACGGCUCAGUCAACUUCUUCAGAGGAUGGGAAUCUUAUCGUGAGGGAUUUGGCAAGAUCACCGGAGAACACUGGCUGG